UCUAAAUUUUAGAAAAGACGUUGUUUUUCACAUUCAUCUUUCAGACCAGUGUGAGCAAACGAAGAGGCUCAUUAAACAAAAGGAACAAAGUUAGGCUAAUAAUAUUCUCCCCCACAAUGGCUUCCGAAUGUAUCGAACGCAUUAUUGCUUUCUCCCGAAAGUUUCUUUCCCUGUUCAUCGCCAUAAUCUUGGCUAUUGCUGUGGCAAUAUAUGUGGUAGGUUCUAGUGUCGUCAUUUCCAAGGACAAGAGCUUUGGCAAUAUUGGAUUUUCUCAUUUUCUGGGUAUUUUGCUCACUGCCACGACGACUCUCACCUACAUCACGCUCCAUUUUCUUCCGCGCAAGGCGUAUCGGCUGCUCUAUGCUAUCACGCUUUUAUUGCUUUUCAGCAUACUUUUCUGCGCGCACUCGCUCGGGCUCACCGCACCGACCGUUACGGACUGUGGCAAGGAUGAAUUCAUGCAAAUCAUCGCGAACCUCACAGAGACCCAACGGAAUGUGAGCAUCGAGGUUGGAUCCCUUGGACAGGAAAUUAAUACCUGCUCCGGAAAUGAUGUACUUUUUGCCGGAUCUCUUAUUGCUGUUAUUAUGAUGGUUGCAGCCAUUUUUGAUGUGCAGAUGGUCUUGUUGCAUCGUGUAAGGUCUAAAACCUACGGGGAACGUUUUGUGGAAAUGGGUAUUACCAAUUAAAAUUCAUCGAAUAUUUUAGCAAAAAAAAUAUUUUCCAUUCGUUUGUUUGCAUAUUGUAGCCUUGAUUCCAUCGAUUUACUUUUUUGGGUGUAUGUUGAGCCCAAGGGUGGCUAUAUAGUGAAAAAUAUGAGUAACAAUUCGUAAUUUAUGUGUCUGUACACCACUAGCCGAAGAAAACUGUAUGUGCUAAAAAGGCGGUGUCGAAAGGCGAAGUGUUUCUGGCCUUAGCGGUGAUUCUUCUCUAAAUGGAUUCGAGAUCACGUGUUCAUGUUUGUGAAUAUAUUAUAUAUAGUGAAUACCGGUCUUAAAA
This is a messenger RNA of Phytomonas sp. EM1, 999 nucleotides long. Lineage: Eukaryota; Euglenozoa; Kinetoplastea; Trypanosomatida; Trypanosomatidae. The record is from the annotation of a GenBank genome assembly.